AUGCACCCGCUGGUUCAUAAGUGGCUGAGGGAACGCCCCGAGAUAUCGAUAUCAGAGCAAUCGCUCUGGUGUCAAGUCGCGGCAACAACUUUAGCAAGGAGUAUUCCUCUGCCCCCGCUUGGAGAGACGGAGAUUGAGAGGCAAAUGAGACGCGAGCUCCUUCCCCAUGCUCUUCACAUUCGCGAACGCCGAGAGGAGAUUAGGGGGGUUUUGAUAGAAUAUCGCGAUCCUAGGAAGUCAAGUUGGAGGAAAGCAGAUGGUGAUUUCAGUAGAGUACAAGCUGACGAGUCAGGACGCUUAAGCCGCAUGUACUACGAUUGCGGUUUGUACCGAGAGGCUAAGGAACUUCAAUCAAAAACAAGAGAGUGGAUUAUCCAGCAGCUUGGUGAGGAUCACCAGUUCUCUAUCAGACUCACUCUAUUUCUUUCAGAAACCCUCCGAUCAUCGACGAUGAUAGAUGAUGCGACCAAGUUACAGCGCCGUGCUCGUCAGCUUUGCGUGACUUCGUUAGGCGAAGACCACCCAUUGACAUUAGAGGUGACAGAAAUAUUAGGGAUGACGCUUUGUUUCAAGGGUCGAUGGGCAGAAGCUCUUAAAAUACACGAGAAAAAUGUAGAAAGACUUAGCGAGGUGUAUGGACCAAAGCACGAGAAAACGUUAAAAGCAAUUCGGAACUGUGCUGCCGUGGACUAUCGCAAUAUGGAUUACGAGAAAGCUACAGGGCGGCUACAGAUGGCCUGGGAAAGCAUGAAGGAACUUCUAGGUGAGACCGAUGCGGAAACACUGUGGUUCCUUCAGGACCUAGCGACAAGUUAUCUACGAUAUGAUGAUGAGCAUUCCACCAAGGCAUCACCGCAGCAGCUCAUUCAGAGCCACGAUGACUUAAACUUCAUUACCAAACAACGCCGGGAGACCCUAGGGAGGGAACAUCCCUUCACUCUCCUUGCAAUACUACAUUUAGCUCGAUUGAAAUCUUCAUUAGGGAAACACGAAGAAGCAAAAAAAAUCAUGGACGAGAACUUAAAAAUUGCCGUACGAAAUCAUGGAGACGAUCACAUCGCUGUAAUAGCCGCGAAGACACACUAUGCCAACAUCCUCGUAGAGCUAAAUCAAUACGAGGAAGCGGAGCAGAUAUUCGAUUUGGUCACGCAGAAGGCACGAUACAAAUUAUUCACAGAUGAGGAUGGCGACCAUCCGGAUCGGAUUUCUGCAAUGUGGUUCCAGGUCAAAUGUUUAGACAAGCAGGGUAAAUCCGCGGGCGCAUUAAGGCUAUGCGACAGUAUCCUUAUAGCGCUUAGAGAUGUGGGUGGAAAUAGGCUCGGUUUGAAUCACAAGAUUGUUAAGAUGGUAGAGAGGAAGAAAGCCGAGCUAGUUCAACAGAUCAGUCCCGUUAGCUGA
Daldinia childiae is the source of this 1398-nucleotide messenger RNA. RefSeq lists its product as uncharacterized. Gene Ontology annotation, molecular function: protein binding. The transcript has a single exon. NCBI's taxonomy places the organism in Eukaryota, Fungi, Ascomycota, Sordariomycetes, Xylariales, Hypoxylaceae. The record is from RefSeq and is a predicted model, not a curated record. The coding region runs from base 1 to 1398 and encodes 465 amino acids.